GAAGAUCCAAAGCAGCGCUGCUAUUUCUUCAACUUAUUUGGCAAUCGCCACUAUACCAAUGUCUUCCUUUUCUGCAAUUGGAUUGACCCUUUCAGUUAUAUCAUUCCUUCUCCUGGGCACCACCUCCAUUGCUCAACUCACCCCCGACUUCUACUCCGAGUCAUGCCCCGACCUCUUCUCGGCAGUUCGAUCUCAGAUUGAGAAUGCUGUUGACAAGGAGAAGAGGAUGGGUGCAUCAUUAGUUCGCAUGUUCUUCCAUGACUGUUUUGUCAAUGGUUGUGAUGGCUCUGUUCUGCUGGAUGACACACCCACAUUCGUCGGGGAGAAGAAGGCAGGGCCGAACAUGAACUCUCUUAGGGGAUUCGAGGUGAUCGAUGCCAUCAAGGCCGCAGUGGAGGAGCUCUGUCCUGGUGUUGUUUCUUGUGCCGAUAUCAUAGCAAUUGCGGCUAGAGACUCUGUUGUUGAGUUGGGCGGACGAAGCUGGGAUGUGAAGGUAGGAAGAAGGGACGCGAGGACCGCAAGCCAGGCCCUAGCAAACACCAGCAUUCCUGCUCCCACUAGCAGCCUUUCUAAGCUCAUUUCCAGCUUCGCCGCCCAGGGCCUUUCUGUCCAUGAUCUGGUCGCACUAUCAGGAGCUCACACCAUUGGGCAGGCAAGAUGCACCAACUUCAGAAACCACAUCUACAACGAAAGCAACAUAGAUGGCUUCUUCGCCAGGACAAGGAGAGCCAACUGCCCUCCCACCAAAGGUUCCGGUGACAACAACUUGGCUCCUCUUGACAUAAACACCCCAAAUUUGUUCGACAACAGCUACUACACGGACCUGCUUGCCAAGAGGGGCCUCCUUCAUUCCGACCAGGAGCUCUUCAAUGGUGGAUCCACCGAUUCGCAGGUUAAAGCUUAUGCUAGCAACGCUGACGCGUUCAAUGCAGAUUUCGUUGUGGCGAUGAUCAGGAUGGGAGACAUCAAGCCUCUCACUGGCAACAGCGGAGAGAUCAGGAAGAACUGUAGAAGGGUGAACUGAAGUAUAGAAGAAAGUCAACACUUGUGUGGAUCAGCAGAAAAGAAGCUCCUAAUUAGCAGCAGCCGUUUUCGUUGCUAGUUGUGGUUGUAACAAUACAAGGAUCGAUGGAAGGCCUGUUGUGUACUUGGCCCUUUUUGUGGUUAUUCGCUUUUUCUUCCUUUUCCUUUUUUCCCCCUUUAGGGUCCAUUUGAUUCUUUGAAAGGUCUUAGAGUUCUGCAGGCUCAUCUCUAGUCAGGUGUGCCAUGCACUUACUAGCAUCGUCUUUUAAUGAAUUUGA
Molecule: messenger RNA, 1301 nt
Organism: Nymphaea colorata (pocket water lily)
Lineage: Eukaryota; Viridiplantae; Streptophyta; Magnoliopsida; Nymphaeales; Nymphaeaceae
Product: peroxidase P7-like
Exons: 4
Coding region: 59-1024 (321 amino acids)
Biological process (GO): response to oxidative stress; hydrogen peroxide catabolic process
Molecular function (GO): peroxidase activity; heme binding
Source: RefSeq, a predicted model, not a curated record